CUCAUAUUCUCCUUGUCAACUCCUAGCCUUCGGACUUUCAAGCUUUCAUCAUGUCGUCUCCCAAAGUUGCAAUCAUCAUUUACUCCAUGUACGGUCAUAUCGCAAAGAUGGCCGAGUCUGUCAAGAGUGGUAUCGAGUCCGCUGGUGGCUCUGCCGUCAUUUACCAGAUCGCUGAAACAUUGCCCGCCGAAGUCCUCACAAAGAUGUAUGCUCCCGCAAAGCCAAGUUACUCCAUCAUCACCCCGGCCGAACUGGUCAACUUUGACGCCUUUGUCUUCGGCGUUCCUACCCGUUAUGGCAAUUUCCCCGCUCAGUGGAAAGUUUUCUGGGACGCAACUGGUGGUCUCUGGGCUAGUGGUGCUUUGUCUGGCAAAUUUGCGAGUGUCUUCGUUUCUACAGGCACCCCAGGUGGAGGACAGGAGGCUACCAUCAUCAACUCCCUCUCAACUCUUGCUCACCACGGGAUUAUCUACAUCCCAUUGGGCUACAAAAACACAUUCGCGCAACUCACUAACAUAAGCGAGGUUCGCGGUGGUUCUCCUUGGGGUGCUGGCACCUUCGCUGGACCCGAUGGGUCACGCCAGCCUUCAGCCCUUGAACUAGAACUCGCUACCAUCCAAGGCAAGGGCUUCUGGGAGGUUGUUUCCAAGUACAAAUUCUAGAAGGGCCAUUAAUAAUCACAUUUACGGUACUGGCAGAUACCCCAUAAUAGAUACGUGCACGAAAAAUAUAGACAAAAUUUGAUGACAAA
Molecule: messenger RNA, 751 nt
Organism: Suillus plorans
Lineage: Eukaryota; Fungi; Basidiomycota; Agaricomycetes; Boletales; Suillaceae
Product: flavoprotein-like protein
Exons: 5
Coding region: 51-662 (203 amino acids)
Molecular function (GO): FMN binding; NAD(P)H dehydrogenase (quinone) activity
Source: RefSeq, a predicted model, not a curated record